This is a messenger RNA of Dibothriocephalus latus, 567 nucleotides long. The record is from the annotation of a GenBank genome assembly. Lineage: Eukaryota; Metazoa; Platyhelminthes; Cestoda; Diphyllobothriidea; Diphyllobothriidae.
GAGUCCGUCCUGCAGUCCGCUUCUCAGUCGUCGUCGUCGGUCCGAGACGGCGAACUCCCGCUGACCUACGGUCUCGGCACGCGAACCAAUCCCUACGAUAUUCGCUCCGAAUUAUCGUCCGACGGUCCGGCUUACGCCUCAGUAUACGAACAGAUAAGUGGCACCUUUAAGAAUAUCUCCGAUACAACUGACACCCAAACGAAAAAACUCUUCGCUGACUCGAUGACCGAUGCUGCGCCCUGUCAUGGCUCCGAUGCCACAAAUCACAUGACGAUAACCAGGUCGGAGCUGGUCGUGCAUUGCGCUUCACCCCCAUUGGUUGGUCUCAAUAGACUCGAAUGUACAGCCACCGGUGACUAUGAAGGUUCGGGUCUAACCAAGCACGUCUACGUUCUCUGUCCUGGCGGUGAAAAGGCGCUCCUUCUGACAGGUGGCGAAAUGAUUGGAAUUGCUGUUGGUGCCUGUAUCGCCCUCGGCUUCCUCAUCAGCGGCUGCAUUCUCCUUCGUCAGCGUAGCAAAGAAACGGAGGUCACUCCCAAUGGCUUCGCGUGUGGACAAAUGGUUUAG